CUGAUCCUUCUCCUUCACGUCUUGGCAAAAGACGGUUCCUGGCAGCAGUGAUGUCCACUCAAACGGUUCACCCUCAGGGGCAAAAGGUGCUGAGAACUCCCCGGCGGACUUCCAACUGUUUCUCUGAUCUGUACCAGAAGAUGGUCCAAGGCGAAGAAACCCAAUUUGUGGAAAAAAAGAAGUGCCAACCCUUGCAUAGCAGCAGCAGCGCCAGCCAAUUGACUUCCUGUCUUCCCAAGAAAGAGGAGGGUAGAGUUCCUCAGAGCACCACGGUUACAAGCUGUGACCCGCAUCUCCGACCCAUCAUGCGUCGUCGGGCCCGGUCUUUGCCCAGCUCCCCAGAGAGAAAGCGUAACGGGGUGACUCCCUGUCGUGUUCCGGGUUGCAACACCCGCAAGAACCGUGUCAGGUUUGCUGACGCCUUGGGCCUGGAGCUGGCAGAAGUGAAAGUCUUCCAAGCCGGGGAAGACCCAUCCAUCCCGCUUCACGUCCUUUCUCGGCUGUCCAUUAAUUCGGAUCUCUGUUGCAGCAGGCUGGACCUGGAAUUCACCAUGCAGUGCCUGGUACCUGACUUCCAGCAGCCGGGAGAUUGCGAAGACUUUCUCAGCCGCCUACAGCAGCAAAAGGUGUGUUUGGAACGAGUGUCCAGCUCAGAUCUGGGCCUGAAUGGCACAAUCAGAGUGGUCAAUUUAUCCUUUGAGAAGCAGGUGGCUGUGCGUUAUACUUUUAAUCACUGGAAGAGCCAGCAUGAAAUAAAUGCUCAGUGGCACAGCAGUGCUGCUGGUGAAAAUGGUGAGACCCAAGUGGACAUUUUUACCUUCUUCCUUCCUAUGCCCCCCUUCCUUCUUCAGCUUAGCUCAGUGAUUGAGUUUGCGAUCCUAUACCAAGUCAACGGUCAGGAACACUGGGAUAACAAUCAGGACAAGAAUUACACCCUGACUUGUAGGAACCAUCCACUUAAGAUGCCCAGAGAAUGUGAAGAGAGCUGGAUUCAUUUCAUCUAAAAGCAAAACAAAAGGGUUACGCCUUCGUUUGACCAUUUUUCUUCCCGCUGAGGCACCAAAGAAACUCUUCCGAAAUGGCAAAAGAUCCUUCAGAAUAAAAGAAUUAACAAGUGAUCUCCACAAAAGCAAUUUUCAGAAGCUGUUGUUUUUCUGAAGAAGAUAAGGAUAAAAGGGGCCUUAAUUUUCAGUUAUUUGCACUAAAUUCACUUGAAAUGUGAGGGAAUCAUAGUCAAAAGUUGCAGUUAUUAGAAGGAAGCUAAUGUAUUUUAUUUCUUUGAUCAAAUGUUAGAAUGUUCUGAUUAUGCAGUAUUUUAAAGCAUACCAUACUCCAAUGCUCUGUAGUUUUGCACUUCACUUUUUGCACUUUUUACAAAACUGUCUUUGGUGGGACAUGAGCAUAUUUCUGUUAACUUCUAGUAGGAAAAAAAUGUUGCACUUUUCUGCACUGGUCAAAUGCUGCAGGGUUAGGGAGGGGGGCAAAAUGUAACUGAAUAAAAAUGAAAAUUUACACUGCAGUUUAUAUGACAGUGUUCUUAUACAUUUGGCAUUAGUCCCUUAAUAUUCCUGUUUUAGAGGACUUUUUGUUAUUAGAAGAGGAAAUGCAGUUUGCUUUUUGGGGAAUUUUAUUUUUUAUGUUAUGUUAUUUUAGUCUUCCAGGUCAGAGUCAAAGUAAGUUCAUGCCACUAUAGUUUAAUAAACUGCAGUUUAGCCCAAAUGCAGGGGCUGCAGCCAGUCUUAGAUUUUCUUACAUUGGUUUGUUUCUAAGAAAGCCAUGGCUAGAGUGGAAUACAAAUGUAAGAAGCUGGCAUCAAGAAACCACUUAUUUUUUGUGCCAAUAAAACUUCAUGGGUGUAUCUAUGUAUACAGAGUCAGAGGCAUUUUUACAUUAACAAAGAGGUCACCCUGAAUCACACUUUUUAAAAUAUGAAACUGUUUGAUGACAACUUGAGUGCCACGAUUUUCUUUGAGAAGAAAUGAGAAUGCUUCUUUGCAUAUACAAUUAAUAUAGGUUAUAUUUUACCAGCCUUUGGCAUUAUAGUAUAACCACCUAGCUUCAGAUCAAAACAACACUGAAAUGUGUUAGAUUUCUAUAGAUCAUAUGAAAUAUUGGCACUUUGGAUGUCAAGCAUUACCAACUCCUGGGAUACAAGUUACAGGUGCAGUUAAGGAUUGAGUUCCAUGUUGUUUCUGUCACCAUUUUGCAUGCUCACAUGUUUGGGAGACUGCUGUCACUGCCCUGGAUUGAGAUCUCUGCAUAUACCAUUAAGUCUGUAAGGAAUGCUUCUAUUUAUUCAUUCUUCGGAAGAGCUCCUUGUGAUGUGGUAAAGCUAGCAAUGAGUGGGUUGUGUAUACUAAGCUAAGAAUCAUUAUGUCUGCAAACAACUAAUGAGAGAUGAACUUGUGAUUGCCAAUGGACCUGAAAAGUAUAGACUUCUAAAACUGGAGGUCUAGUUUAUAUUCAUUAGUUCAGGAUGAAUCACCUUGUGCAGUGAAGUAUGAGUGAAUACGGUAUAAAGUCUUUCUGUUCUUAAUCUCUUCCCUGCCAUUUUUAUGGCAUGAUUUUGGAGUUCUGUAGCAAGCAAGCUUAGACUGAGUUCCACCUACUUUGGCUCAAUCUCUAAGACUGGGCAGAUAGAGAUUGUAGCUCUACUCCAGGUAUGGCCUUCAGACUAAUUUCUUGCAAACCCCCAGAUUGAUUUCAAAACUUCCUGCAAGAGAUCAGUUCAAAUAAGAACCAUCUUGCCUUUCCUGUUGGAUUACUACUUGAGAAAGAAGAACAAGUAUCAGAAGGAAAGCAUAUUUGAGGCUGGGGUCUUCAAACUUGACA
Notechis scutatus (mainland tiger snake) is the source of this 2832-nucleotide messenger RNA. It is a transcript of the gene PPP1R3D, whose product is annotated as protein phosphatase 1 regulatory subunit 3D. Gene Ontology annotation, molecular function: protein phosphatase 1 binding; glycogen binding. NCBI's taxonomy places the organism in Eukaryota, Metazoa, Chordata, Lepidosauria, Squamata, Elapidae. The record is from RefSeq and is a predicted model, not a curated record. Gene Ontology annotation, biological process: regulation of glycogen biosynthetic process. Gene Ontology annotation, cellular component: protein phosphatase type 1 complex.